Parnassius mnemosyne (clouded apollo) is the source of this 735-nucleotide messenger RNA. Lineage: Eukaryota; Metazoa; Arthropoda; Insecta; Lepidoptera; Papilionidae. The record is from the annotation of a GenBank genome assembly.
AUGACGAAGAUAACUGAAGUUAGAAGUCUUUUCGAGGAAAAACUUAAAGAAGGUAUUCCGAAUCCGCCAGGUGAAUUCGAUCCACGUGAUCUGGAGAGAGUGAAAAGUGAUAAAUACGUGACAAGAGUGUUAGACCAUUGUGAUGGUAAUGCGAAAGCAUCUGCAAAAAUGCUAUGGGAUAUACUGAUGUGGAGGCGAAAAGUUGAUGCUAAUAACAUUGCUGAGAAAGUUAGUAUGAAUUAUUUAAAAGCAGGAAUCUUCUUUCCACGUGGAAGAGACAUAGAUGGUUCUCUGAUUUUUAUUACAAAGUGGAAACUGUACGUUAAAGGGCAGAGCAACGUAGAGGAAUUGAAAAAGGUCGUGAUAUACUGGUUGGAGCGGAUGGAGAGGGAAGAAGACGGAAAACCGAUUACUCUCUUCCUUGACAUGGACGGUUGCGGUGUCAGUAAUAUGGACCUGGACUUAGUUAUGUAUAUGGUGUCGCUUUUAAAGAAUUAUUACCCGAACUUCGUAAAUUAUUGCAUUAUUUAUCAGAUGCCGUGGAUUAUGUCGGCUGGAUUCAAGCUCAUUAAAGGUUUCUUCCCGGCUAAAGCUCUGGAGAGGUUCCGAUUCACUAACAAGGACAACCUUAAGGAUUUGGUUGUUUCAGAACAGGCUCUGGUCUGUUGGGGUGGAAAGGAUACGUAUGAGUUCGAAUUUAUUCCCGAAACAUGUGAAAGUUCACCUAAAAACUAA